CCCAACAGUUAUAUAUAAGAAAAUUAAAAACUAUGACGAACACAUUCAACAGAACCGUUAUCUGUUCCAUUUUGAUUUCAGUCAUUACAUUUCAGGGAAUUUUCUCUGGUUCAGUUUCCGUUGAAGCAAGACAUUUAGCUGACCUCAGUUCUUCGGAGCGUCGCUUGUGUUCUUUGCUUGGUACUGUAGAUAGUUGCAGUAAGUUCUUUAUAAGAACUACUGAAAACAGCGGAUACACCACAAAGUCACCACCACCUCCACCCAAAGCAGCACCAGCACCACACAAUUCCCCACCGUCUAUGACUGAUCAUCUGUUUAAAAAAGUUACUCGCAGUGCUCCAUGCACAUCUUCAGCUUGAAGACUUGAAGAUAUCGGUAUUACAUAGAUAUGUAAUCAGUGCAACCUAGUUUUUCUAUAUGUUUUGCAAUGAGAAUAACAGCCACCUGCUGAUAUGAGGUUUUCUUCAGUGUUCUGAGAGGAUUUAAAGCACACAAAUUAAGCCCCAAGUAAUCGAGCAUCCUUUCAUCCUCUGUUAUUUCCAUCAAGAGCACCUCCAUGAACAUGUACUUUCAAUUGUAGUGUGUUUAAAUGAUUCAUUGUACUUCUUCAACCACGUACGUGCAUGUUUGAUUGUGUUUUGAUUAUAUGCAUGUACCUACUAGUUAUUCAGACGAAGAA
Messenger RNA from Argentina anserina (silverweed cinquefoil), 679 nucleotides. RefSeq lists its product as uncharacterized. The coding region runs from base 33 to 359 and encodes 108 amino acids. The record is from RefSeq and is a predicted model, not a curated record. NCBI's taxonomy places the organism in Eukaryota, Viridiplantae, Streptophyta, Magnoliopsida, Rosales, Rosaceae. The transcript has 2 exons.